GAGGCGGCGGUUGCGCUGUGAACAGAUGGAGAUGGCGGUUUAGUUUUGCUGCUUUUAGGGAUCAACAGGCAGUAGUUUGUCUGUAUUCACCAUGUCAAAAAUGCAAUUAUUGGAACGACAAAUAAGUGGAGACUUCCCAUCUCCUAUAGUCCGGAGCUCCGAGACUAGUAGAACUUCUCUGAGGCGAAAUGCUACAAAAAAACAUAUUGACAAAGUAUUGUUGCACAGUAAAGACAGUUCCAGCUUCCAGCUUGUAACAGCUACUCGAGCUACAGCUCUUAUAUUCCAAGACUUCUAUACACCACAGACUCGAAUCUGUCCUUUAAAGCAGUCGGACGGGUCAUCAAUUUUAGGAUCAAUUAGACCAGCUCUCCUUGUACCAGAUACACAUUUGCAAAAUAUAGCAGAAGAUGCCGAGGACACUACAUCUCUUUUCGCUCAGCAGAGGACUAGCAUGAAAGUCACAACUGAUUCACCAAGAAGCUUUUCAGAAGACUUGACUGUUAGUGCAGUUAUGUUAAGGGAGGAUGAUCCAGGAUUAACUGCUUCAGCUGUUCUGUUUUCAAAGUUUUUGGAAGCGUUCUUGGCACAUUCAUCUACUGCUAUCUUUGAUUUGAUCAAAUCUUAUGAAGCCAAUUGCAUGGACCAGGUAAAUAUACUUCAGAAGAUUGUAAACCGUGCAACCCCUGGGCAACAGAAAUUUUCAAAAACAGCUAGUGUUCUCUGGUUCCUUCAGCAAGAAAUGGUCACCUGGCGUUUAAUUGGAUCUCUUUACAGGGACAGAAUUGAAUCCAGUGUGGAAGAAGGCAUGAUGUUUGAAGUAGCUGCCCCAAAUGCCACUGAAAAGACCAUUGUAGAAAUGCUUUUCCAACGUGACUCACUGAUACGACAAUGUCAGAUCGUUGUAGAUUGGCUAGAGAGUAUUGCCAAAGAAGAAGCUGGAAAUUUUGCAGAGAACAUUGAAUUUUAUGCAAAAUCUGUGUACUGGGAAAAUACACUACACGUGUUAACACAACAGCGAUCGGGCAUUGCUGGAUUUUCAAGGCAACUUGUGACUGAGCUGGAUCCAGAUGCUCCCAUCAGACAGAAAAUGCCUCUUGCAGAUUUGGAUAGGGAAGAUGAUGCUAGAUUUAUGAAAUAUCUCUUUGCUCUUAUACGAGCUGGGAUGACUGAUGAGGCUCAGAGAUUGUGCAAACGUUGUGGUCAGGCUUGGAGAGCUGCAACUCUGGAAGGCUGGAAAUUAUACCAUGACCCAAAUCUUAAUGGCGGAACAGUUCUUGAACCUGUAGAAGGGAACCCAAACAGAAGUGUUUGGAAGGCUUGUUGCUGGAGGAUGGCUGAAGAUGAGCAGUUUAACAGAUAUGAACGAGCAAUCUAUGCAGCUUUAAGUGGAAAUCUUAAGCAGCUCCUUUCGGUGUGUGAUACUUGGGAAGACUGUGUUUGGGCAUACUUCAGGGUUAUGGUGGAUAAUCUUGUCGAACAAGAAAUCCGUGCGUUGAGUACUCCUGUUAGUGAAUUAGAAGAAUUGCCUAAAGAAUGUACUGAAGCAAAUUGGACUUUAGAGGCAAUAUUUGAAGAGCUGCAGGCAACAGACAAAAAACAAGUGUUGGAAGAGAAUAAAGCUCAUUAUCAUAUAAUUCAGAAAUUCAUAAUCUUGGGAGACAUUGAUGGUUUAAUGGAUGAAUUUCAGGAUUGGCUAGAAAAAUGCAGAUCACUCCUCCCAGCACACCUCCUUCGAUUCAUGACCCACCUUGUCUUGUUUUUCUGGAGUUUGGGCCUACAGACAAAGGAGGAUGUUUGUACUGACAUACUAAAGACUUAUAUAGAGCUUCUAAUCCAAGCUAACCACACGAAUUUAAUAGCAUUUUAUGUCAGCCAUUUGCCUCCGGAGCUGGCUGUCACUCAAUAUUCCACAUUUUUGGAAACUGUCACAGAGACUUCGCAACGGAGACUUUGUCUAGAUCUGGCAAGAGAAGCCGGCCUUGAUGUACCAGCUGUGACCAAGUGUGUUGUAGAAAACAUCCGGAAAAAGGAUGUCGACGAAUUUACUCAUCAUGAUCUAUCACCAUCUCUGGAUACUGCAACUACAAAAGAAGAUCAUAUGAAGAUUAAUGUAAUCGAGUGGUUGGUGUUUGAUCCUACACAAAGAGCAGAGGCACUGAAACAGAGCAAUGCCAUAAUGAGGAAAUUCUUGGCUUCAAAAAAACAUGAAGCUGCAAAAGAAGUGUUCAGUAAAAUUCCACAAGACUCUAUAGCUGAAGUGUACGCGAGCUGGGAAGAAUAUGGAAUGGAUUUCAUGCCUCCAGCAGAGGAAGAAAAUGCUAUCCGGGAACAUUUGUGCAUAAGGGCUUAUCUGGAAGCUCAUGAGAUGUUCAACAAGUGGUUUAAAUGCAUGCAGUCAACACCUCAGGAACCUACCAUUUCUGCAGGUGCAAGUUUCACAGAGACAGUGGCUCAUGAACACAAACAGAAGCAAUUUCAGAGUGAUUAUAAGAACUGGAGUGAUGAAUUGGAAAUUCUCACCAAAGAAGUAAAAGAGAAGAUCUGUAAUGUCUUGCUUUUUGUGAAUGGAGGAUGGUUGAUUGACAUCAGAGAGGAUGCUGAAGAAGAUGCUGAGCGCAGUCACCAGUUGAAUUUAUUGCGCCAGCUCUGCCUACCAAUGAUGUGUUUCUUGCUUCACACAGUACUACACAGCACUAAACAGUACCAGCACUGCUUAAAAUUGGCUGAUAUUGUUGCAUCAGAGCAACAUAAGCUUUAUCAAGUAUUUUCGAAAGAGGAACUUGCAAACUUCUUGCAUUUGCUGAGAGAGUCUUCACUCAUGCUGUUGGAUCAGAAUCUUGAUCCCUUAGGAUAUGAAUUACAAUCCUAGUGAAUAUUCAAGGGUUGCAAGAGACUUUGAUUCUGUCCAAAAAUAAGUAUUAGCAAUUUGCAGAUUCUUUUACACUCCUUCCUCUUUUGGAAGAUUAAAGUUCAAUGAUCAGACAAUUGAUAAUAUUUAGAUAUUCAAUCUUGUUGAAAAUGUAUGUAAUAUUUCAUACGAAAAUCUUUUUCCACCUUAUUCGAAGUAUUGUCGUCUGAUUGCUUCUAUUUUAUAAUUGUUACAUGCCAAUAAGUUGAAAAGUUUCUAAAUGUUGUGCUAAUGAAAUUAACCCUACUAUUCUUCUGUCAUUAAAAUUAUUCCAUGAAUACUA
This is a messenger RNA of Hemiscyllium ocellatum (epaulette shark), 3194 nucleotides long. RefSeq names its product nucleoporin 107 (gene nup107). NCBI's taxonomy places the organism in Eukaryota, Metazoa, Chordata, Chondrichthyes, Orectolobiformes, Hemiscylliidae. Gene Ontology annotation, biological process: protein import into nucleus; post-transcriptional tethering of RNA polymerase II gene DNA at nuclear periphery; mRNA export from nucleus. Gene Ontology annotation, cellular component: nuclear pore; nuclear pore outer ring. The record is from RefSeq and is a predicted model, not a curated record. The coding region runs from base 92 to 2872 and encodes 926 amino acids. Gene Ontology annotation, molecular function: structural constituent of nuclear pore. The transcript has 28 exons.